AUUAAGAAUCAUGCACACAGAGACAGUAAAAUAAAAUAUGAACUUGGAUUUCCACUUUCACCAGAUGUUACAUUUGAAGAUAGUUUAGCCAAUGAGUUAAAAGAUAAUAAUUUAGGCCUAUUACUACAUGUUGGUUCGGCAUAUAUUAAUAAAUCUUCAUUAGAGACAUAUUGCUAUGAUGAAGAACAUAAACAAUUUAAUAAUACUUCAUCAUAUGACCUUCGUAGUAAAUCUAAUUCUAUAUAUGACUUAUCCAAACAUAAUCGACUUGUUGCUUGUGGCUUAGACUGUUUCAACAUCACUACAGAAUAUAAAAUAAUUUUUCAAAGUCUUUUACAUUCAUGGACUGAUCCAAUCCGAUUGGCUAAAGAGAAAUAUAAUGUUGAACAAUUUUUACAUCAAAUGAUGCCUUGUACAUAUUCCAGAAAAAGGUUUUAUGAUGAUUAUGAGGAAGAAAGUUACAAGAAAAGUAAACAAGAAUGA
Funneliformis caledonium is the source of this 483-nucleotide messenger RNA. The record is from the annotation of a GenBank genome assembly. NCBI's taxonomy places the organism in Eukaryota, Fungi, Glomeromycota, Glomeromycetes, Glomerales, Glomeraceae.